Messenger RNA from Rhipicephalus sanguineus (brown dog tick), 8808 nucleotides. Its product is annotated as novel acetylcholine receptor chaperone. The transcript is spliced from 3 exons. Gene Ontology annotation, cellular component: endoplasmic reticulum. Gene Ontology annotation, biological process: positive regulation of protein localization to cell surface; chaperone-mediated protein complex assembly. Bases 69 to 584 code for a protein of 171 amino acids. The record is from RefSeq and is a predicted model, not a curated record. Lineage: Eukaryota; Metazoa; Arthropoda; Arachnida; Ixodida; Ixodidae.
GAAGUGGCAUCUACAGGGGCAAAUCGAGGGGUUUGAUCGCAGAUCGCCGCAGUGGAAAAUAUUUCACAAUGAAGUCUAUCGUGCUGACCACUCUUUCGGUGUUCUUGGGACUCUUCUUCAUAUUCGUCGGUUCGAUGAAAGUGACGCCGAACAUCAACCGUGAGAUGCACCGGGAGAUCAGGCGCAACUUUGUCCAGUACUCCAAGGUGUUUCCCUUCAGCAAGCUGCUUAACUUCAAGAUGAACCCCAAGAUUUACCGGCUCUUCAUUGGCUGGUCCGAGGUGGUCUGUGGGACCAUCCUUGUGCUUGUACCAGGCCGUAUCAAGCAGCUGGCCAACUUGGCCCUCCUCGUGCUGGUGCUGGGCGCCGUCUACACGCAUGCCGCCCUGCGAGACAAGUUUGAGCGCAUGGCGCCCUCCAUCGUGUUCAGCCUUAUGCUAGGAUGUCGCCUGGUUGUCUUCUACCAGGUGCAGGGCCGCGAGCGCAAGAAGCAAGCCCUCCACGCCACGAGCUCCUCCGCGGUGGCCGCAGCAGUGGCUGCCCAGCAGUCUCAGGAAGCAGCCGCGAGACCCAAGGUCGACUGAACCCAAGGUCGGCUGGGCCCGUUGUUCGGUAGUGGUCACUUGUGCACGCGUUCUCGGGCAUGAUUGGGCGCGAUUACUUUUUAUGCAGUACGGCGGUCACGGAUUGAGACGCGACAAUUUAGGGCUAACUUACGGAAGUACUUUCGUUACCGCCGUCUUCAGCUGGUGUCAUAUUGGCGUAAUUUUGAUUCGAACACUUACACCGGAGCCAACAUUGCCUUUAGCGCCCAGUUUCGUAGUCACAUGACAUAGUUGUCGAGCGAUUGCGCGUACUAGUCAUUUGACUAAAAGAUUUGAUGUCGCGUUUCAAUCUGUGAGCACUGUGCUUCGAUACCUUGUUAUAACUGAAGUUGCAUCGGAAAUUACAAUACAGUCAUACGAUGUUACAACUAAGUGGUUGCGGCAUUCAAAAUAUGUCAUUAUAAAAGUUGCAUUGUUAUAAAGUUCAUGCCCCACAAUAGUCACAACAUAGUCAGUACGUAAGGAAUUCCUCGUUAUUCUGUUGUAGAGAUUUUCGUGGUGGAGGCAUUGAACUGUAUCUUUAGUACAUUUGAUAUUCAUUGUAAGCAUAAAGGCUGAUAUUGUCAGAUGCAGUUCUAAAGGUUCAUGAAUUGACCACGGAGUUGGCGGCCAUCUGCAAAUUGCAAUGUCGCAAAUAUACAUGCAGCGGAUAUCGCCUUCUAUUACUGCAUAAGUGUGGCACGUUUUUUUUCUUUGUCAUCCCAUCUUAUAUGUAUCAGAAGAACUCGCAUUGUUUUAAUGUGAAGCUGUUGAACGAAGAGUUUAGACACCUGGCUAUGGGUAUAUUACCACAUUUUGUUGUUAACAUUUACAAAGUGAUUCUACAAAAAGUGGUAGGUUUCAAUCGCAUUUCCCUGAAGAACACUUGCUAAACACAAAAUUACUUUUCUUUUUGAUAAAAUUUGAGCACUGUGAAUCUCCGCUUGUAGAUCACGCAUGGUUGCUGUUUGAGCGCACAGAUGGAACUGAGUUAUAUUGAGAUAUCUUUCGGAGGAAACGUACAAGUUGUAAAAAACAGUAACGGCACGUAGCCUUGCCCAACGAAUCAAGACAAGCAUUUAAUUCUGUAAGCCAUCAGCGAAGAAACUGGCUGAUGCUGAUAGAAGUCAAUACUAUAGUGUACAGAUAGCCUAGGGCAUCCAAAUAUUUAUUGUAGUCUCUUGCUUUACGGCAGCUAAAGCCCGGUGAUGCGUCAGCCUCGCAUUUUCAUUGCUUUCCGUACGUGUCUUGCUUCCGUCGGCAGCCAAUUUACAAUUAGUGCACCAUAUUUACUUUUCUUGGCUGUAACCUUGUGCAAGCUUAAGCAAGCGCACAUUUUUGAACUAGUCAUCUGAUGGCAAACAAAUAGUCUUUUAUUUAUAAAUAAUAGCAUUUAUGAAAGCAUCUUCUGAAUGUCAGCUUAUUACAGUCGUGAGCAUUGGCCGUGGCAUGGUCACCAUAAGAAUUCAAAAGGGUCACGGUGUGCCCACCUAAGUGAAAUGUAAACUGCAAAAAGGUAAAAGAAAAGUUAAAUACGCAUUGAUUGUUCAGCCAUCUCAGUGAUUGUCAUAUCAUACUAUAUCGUUUCUCUUCACAAGGGGUAUACACUGCUCCAGACAGUGGGCCUUCCUCCAUGCUAUCAUUGACAUUGGAUUUCUGGCACUGCACUACACUUUUUGACGCUGUCCAGUGGUGUUUUUGACGCAUUUAGGAGCAUGGUAGGCAGCAGGCGACAGAAUCCUUUAGCCCACCAGUGUACUUGGUGGUCCAGUAUUUCUGAAACAGAAACAAGUGCUGUGGUUUCACUCGAGAUCGGUCCUUCUGAGUUACGGACAUUCCUACGAUGAGCAUGUAAUGUCGUUUAGCUGUGCUUUCAUUGUUGAGCAUGUGCCACUCGGCCCUCGGUCAUGACAAGUCGUAUCUCUCUGGUGGCGUGUCCCAAACGAUGCCGAACGCUGCAGCGACGUACACAACUCUGCUCUUUAGGACGUUCUUUUAGAGAUCGGGCGCCCUCGAUUGAAUUGUGAGCGACAGAACUUUUGUAGGGUGCAAGUUUUGCAAGACAGCUUCAUUUCCCCUCAGUUCAAGGGUAGAGUCUUGCUCUGCAUGCUACUUUGAGCUAAAGCUUCACUGCGUAACCGAGUCCUCAACGCAUGUACAGUCACUGUUGAAAGUUUACCACGAGUCUCAGGAAAAAUCUGAAUAUUCCCGCUGCUUCAGCAGGCAGCCUUGAAUUUCGAUUUCUGGCCUGUUCUAAAACGCACUAACAAUGUGUGCUGUGCAGUUCGACCGAAUGCAGUCACAAAUUGCUGGGAAAUUAAAAGCUUUCCCAGACCUGGUCGUCUCUGAACUUCUGACGCCAACUGUACUUGUUUCUUUCUGUGCAUCAGUGUUUAUGAGCCCACGAGAAUAAGGAGCCUCGCUCCCUCGUUCUUUGAAAGGAUGCACAUUUUCUGGUGGCACGAGCACGACAGUACGUCUGGUUUGCAUGGGCCAUCAAUAGGUCCGGCCACAUGUUUAGAGACACUGAAAUUUAUGUCAAAGACUUUUCAUGUGUGUGCAUCACUGCACUACUGCCUUCGUUCUGAGAGACUGGCUUGCAUCUUUUAUGUUAGGCACUUUUAACCACUGUUAGGCUAACCACUAGUCAGAUCAGGAGGGUGGCAAAAAAUUAUUGCUGAUGUAUACGAAUCCGAGCAACUCAUGCACUCUGAAGACCGCAAAGCUGUGUAGGAGAUAUGUCACAAAUCUAAGACGGUGCUUUAUGUGAGGUCCCACAUGAGGACUGGCGAUGACGGGCUGCGGUCUUCUGGAUUAGCAGCAGGCACCAUCACUCACUGGCGAGCCUCUAGAUCAUGGGUUCUCAAACUGGGUUCCAUGGAACCCAGGGUUUCUGUGAAGGACGUUUUAGGGUUCCACGAUUGGUCAGAACGAAUGUGACCCGCUCCUGUUUUACCCCCAUCAGCACUUACUUUAUUUACUUAGACAAGAAAAUUUGUAUUGCAUAUUGCAUUUAACAGAGCCAUCGCGUGUUGCAUUCGCACAUCAGGUGCCUGCGAGUAGCAAAGAGACCCAUGUGGUAGCAGACCCAUCGUCUAGUGUGUGCCAUGAAAUUUUCACGAUUUGCAGACCCGCGGUGACAGAGUACGCGGAGCGCUGGUAAUUCAUGCUCGUGAGUGCAGUUUGUAACUGUCCAGGGUAUUAUCAUACUUGACGUCAUCCUCAAUUCGGUACGUGAAUCCAUCUGCCUAGACUGGACACAGAAGCUUGUUCGGCAUUGCUGAUCCAUGUCUGAGCAACAGGCGAGUGGCUACUUCAUUGCCUUGAGCUGAAGCUUAUUCAUCUUAGAAGUUUACGUAUGUACAGCCAUAUUUUGUGAAAAAAAUAUGUAGUUCAGAGAGGCAACUGUGUUCGCAAAGCUGGAACAAUAAUGUGAAAUACGAAAUUACGUAUUUUAAACUCUUGAAACAUUCUUUCAAGAUGAAACUUUUGUGUGCGUUAAUUUUGAGGUGAAAUCUUGAUUACUAGGAGAGAAAAGGAAGACCAAUUUUCGGUUUGCCGAAUCUCUUCACGAAGGCUCAUUGUGAUGUGGAUUUCAGUAUCAUUUUUUAUAUGUUAAACGUGUAUGUUACUUCAUAAAUUCGCUCUUAGAUACAUUGCGCUAGUUCAGUGUUACUGAUGAAUGGUUAACAAGGCUGGAGUGCAGACUAACCCUCCAGGGUGGUCUAGUGGCUAUAUUGUGCUCGACUGCUGACCCGAAGGUAGCAGGAUCGAAUCCCGGCCGCCGUGGCCGCAUUUCGAUAGAGAUGAAAUGCUAGGUGCACGUUAACCCUUUGUGGGUUUGCCUAUACUUUUGAUGUGAUGAUAUAAAAACUGGCUGUGGUGUAUUCAUAUAAGCUACCAAGAAAUAGUAUAAAACAAAUUUCAUCAAAAUCAAGCCAGUAGUUUACUGAAAAAAAAAAAGUGGGACAUAUAUGUCCAACUGACUCAUGAGAGUGGUUUCAAAAAGUGGGAAAACACUGUCCCACUGUCUCAUGAAGGCAACAUCUCGAGAUUGCAUCAACGGGUAUUUGGCAUGGAAACGGCCGAAGUAAGUCGCACAGGGUAUCAAUUCUCAAGUGGUGCUAGGGAAAGUUGUGCGGACCUCAUUUCCAGCAGUAGAGCACCACCUGCACCUGCGCCUCUUGCGAGCCUUCAUAGUGCCGUGGUCUGUUCCUGUAAAGCUUACUUCACCGCACACACCAACGAUUUUUUUUGUCCAUUUGCCUGUCCUUGCUUUGGCUGUCGAAAUUUUCGAGUACGCCUCUUGUCCCUGAAUAUGUGCCUACUUUUCAAGAGUUAUACGAUAUCAAGGAAAAGUAUUUCCACGCACGAAUAUCCGCAAUUACGCUGAGGAAUGAGCGUGGCAGUUUUGUUGGGGAUUGUGUUUCGAUGCAUUUAUCGGUCAAGUUAUUGCGAAAAUUUACAAAAGAACGUGAUGACUGGAAGCUAAAAUCACCUCUCUGAAAAACCAGAAAAAGAGGAAAUUAUCCGGCGUGUUUAGAUUGGUAGGUUCUUUCUAUCUGGAAGAAGAGGAAAAUUCAGAACCUAUCAUAAAAAAAUUUGUGUCGAAAUUCAGCACCAUUUUAACACAACUUCCGCCCUUCGAAAGUGUGGUAAAAGAUUUUUCCUCGAGAAUACGAAGACAUAGGUAAGAUAUGAGUGACUUAUCGUUGCGCUAAUUGCAACGGGGGAUGUGGGAGUUGUGGAAAAGUUGGGUGUAUGUGUCCCACUGUCCCAAAAAGGGUUAAAGAAACCCAGGUGGUUGAAAUUUCUAGGGCCCUCUACUACAGCGUCUCAUAAUCACAUCAUGGGUUUGGGAUGUAAAACCCCAACAAUUAUUGCGGAGUGCAGACUGUCAAAAUUCAUGACGUAACCUUACCACAGGAGAUUCACCAUGUGACUGCCAGAGUUCUGAAUUGCUUUACAUCCUUAAAAAAAUCCAUGUAUAUGUCUUUAUGUAUUGUCACUGUUUAUGUCAUUGUGCCAUAUUUUACCUGUUAAUUGUUCAUCUUCAAUCAGCCGCUGUCUUUAACCUUAAGUCAUGUAAGUGCAUUUCUAUAGCAGUCUCAGGCACCAUGCAUUGUGCUGACAGAACUUUGCAGUUGUGUUUGCAGACGCUAAACUUCUACAUUCUGGAAAUGAUGGCCUCUCUAUUAAAUAUAAAGUUAACUUCAUAUUAAGGUAUGUACUUCAUGGACAUGAACACCUUCAGAGGACACAGCAGUAUUGUUUUAAAGUGUCAAAUAGAAUAUAGCUAAGUGGUACGUAAGAACUGGUAGCAAGACUUGCAGCAAUUAGCAAGACUAACACUUCUAGUUUUGUAUAUAAUUAAUUAUUUCUAUAAAUAUUUAAACAAUUGUAAUGAAGGAAAACUUUUAAUACCGAAAAAUUCUGGCUAUUCCGACUCAUAAAGUGUUGCAUUCCAUUUACUUCCAUUCCAUUCUUGAAAGUGUGUGUUCCUUUUUUUCUGUUUUUAUAUGAUCUUACAAGCUUUUAUUUCCUAUGGCAGUAUUCACAUCGUGUAUGCUAAGGUGUCAGCACUGCAACUUGAAAGCACUUCAUUAGUUUUUUUUAUUGCUACAUUGAGUCACAGCGAACCUCAUUGAGCAACUAGCUCUAAACAGACUACUGAUCGGACCCAAGUUCUGAACACAUGCUCGUUACAUGACUCGAGGAUUACAAUGUUUAGUUCCUUGCGCUAAUGAUGCGGAGCAUGCGCACAAAGCAUAGGACAUGCAUCAAAACGUGUUUGUUGUACAUAACGUUUACAAACGUCAGUGCAUAAUCACUCCUCGUUGCACACAAUUUUGACUAUGUACUAAAAGGGCCUUCAUGUGGGGUAAGUGAGAUCCAAGGGCAUGUACAUCCGGCAGUCCAGAAACCACAGUUCUCACAAAGAAAAUUCUUUGCUAUUCCUUUUUUCGUACUGUACUUGUACUGGUGUGUGCUACUUAAGAUUUUAGCCUGCACAUUUGAGUAGUGGUGUGAAAAGUUCCAGCUUUUGUGUUUUGUGCAUACGCUACAUCUUUGUGAUAGAAGUUAGCAAAGCAGCAGUAACAAGUAGAACUUUUUGUUGGGCUAGUUGGCGCAUGUUUAACGGAAGGAAUAAGGCGUAAACAAGAACACAAGAAGUGACAUGGACGAAUGUGUUCAUCCAUUGUCACUUUUUGUGUUCUUGUUUACGCCUUAUUCCUUCCGUUAAACGGCAGUAGCAUGUUAGACCACAUGCCAGUGCUGCGAAACAAUAGUCUUUGCACAAAUGAUGACUUACAACUUUUUGAAAGAGUGAAAAAGGCAAAUUCGGGUUAGGAUAUUAUAGACAUUGACUGCAUUGUACUGCAGCUACAGUUAUAAUUGUUUAUCACUUAGCAACGAUCACAUUUCAUUUCAACGUAAGCAAAAACCCAGCCUUGAAGCUUUUUAGAAACUAUUAAUUCUUGUAAAAGUAGUACAUAAAAGCACCGUGCAGUGUAUAAAAAUGGGUGCAUGGCAGUUGCAGUGUAGCUUUGGUGUCGAUAAAGAAAGUUCGGCCUGUCAUUUUCUUCAUUAAUAACUAGCGUUGCCAUACGAUGGGAGUGCAGGUAAUACUAAACCUGAGACAACAUUCCGCCAGUGCAAGAUUACUCUUGCGUGCCUCGUUAACGUCUGUUCUUCGAACUUAUGCAAGUUUUUCCACUGGAGUACGGCACCAUGAAAGAUUAUCACUGUGUGUGUGAAUGCACUCGUCAUCGCAUAGAAGUGUAUUUCAAGCUUGAAAGUUUCAACGUUCACAUAUACUUGCAGUAUACAUCUCGUCACUUCUUAAAAGCGUCACACUAGCUUAGUGCAUGUAACAAGGCGUGUGCUUGUGUAAUGGCGUACUGAACAGUGAAUCUCACCUGUUUGUGACACAAUGUUCACAUGCUUCUGUCGAUUUCAUGGUGGGCUGCACCAAAAUCUCUCCCGUUUUUUUUCCUAUCCUUUUCUUGUUUUAUCGGGGGAUCCGUUUUAUUUCGUAGAAGGCACAUACUGUCCGGAGUAACUGCUUUCUCUUGUAACUUGUAACGAGUGUCACAGAAAUUCGGUGAGAUCGUGUUGAAUUUAUUCUUGGAGUCAUACCUGACGAGUUAAGAGAAAAAAAAAUUCUAGUGGUGCCAGAAUAUAAGUGCUGCACUUUCUGCACUCUGAAAAGCAACAAAAUGUCUUUUUUUUUUUGUCUGAGUGACAGUUUCUUCUGUGCCUUUCAUUACGAUGGCGACACCUAUGGCAGAAGUGAUGCUUCCCACGGCACUGUUGCAACCAUACAGCGGAUGAGAUGCGUGCCUUCCAUCAUCCGCAAGAGGGCGAAAUUCUUAAAUGGGCCAAGUUCUGCAUUUAGCUUAACUGCUUGUUUGAAAGCUGCAGUUCAGGGGUGUUAAAGCAACUUUGUUUUUUUAAUAUUCACUUUUCUUUUCCCGCGUCCUUUGUGCUUGAGCAGCGCGCAGCAACUUUCUAGCUGCUUGCUGUUUUUCCUGUGGCAUUCCAAUGUUUUGCUAUCGCAUUCAUUGCUUCGCCCUUGAGGCGAAACUGUGACUUUUUUUUAAUAUUCUUGAAAAACUGCAGUAAUAGCCAGGCUGCUGACACUUAGAAGCAAUAACAUUGCUGUGAAUUCUUUGUCACAUAUUUCUACCGCUGUUUAUCCUUGUACUCGCAUGCGCCUAGCUUCUGCAGGCCUUUGGGAAGAUAUGAAAUACACCCAAACCUCAUUAUAACAAAGUCACAUCUGCCACAAAAAUAACUUCGUUAUAUCCGAAAAUUCGUUAUAAACGUUUAUUUUUAACACUGUAGCUAUGACCAGACUAUUCUUCAUUUACUUCGUUAUAACCAAUAAUUCGUUAUAUCCGUGUUCGUUAUAGCGAGGUUUGAGUGUACGCGUUUUGAAGCUUGAGUUGUGGGAAGUGCUAUCCGGUCGUUCAUCGUUGAUGUGGUGGUGCAGGUUUAAGCGCACAUUUGUGUGACAGUUUCACACACUCUUUGACCGCUUGCGUCGCGAACUGUAAGCAGCGUUGACUUUCUUGAAUGAUGAACGUUGGAAGUAAUUGCGCUUCCGCGAGAUUUCGAAUCGAUGCUUAAGCGCUGAUGUUGCACUUGCGGAAGUUGGCACCAGAGGUGGAGAGAGUGCACAUCGCUUUCAUAUCUUUUGGCCGUUGAAAAUACACACAGU